AAAGGGGAAAGGAAAGUGAAACACAUCUGGACAUUUCAACACUUUGAAUUUACCCCCUUAUGGUAAAUCAAAACUACCAUGGUGGUUUUACUUUAGUUUUUCUCUUAUCAGUAAUCUUUCUCUACCACAUCCUUUCAUUUUCCACCAUUUCUUGUAUUUUUCUGACAUUGAGAGAUUUUUGUUUGUGUUCCUCCUCCAGCGGAGACGCUCUGGCCCUUCUCAGAGUUCAGUGUCCUAACCACCCUGAUGCCAUCCUGGUGGAGGACUACAGAGCAGGGGACAUGAUAUGCCCCGAAUGCGGCCUUGUAGUAGGGGACCGUGUAAUUGAUGUGGGCUCAGAGUGGCGAAUGUUUUCUAAUGACAAAGCCCUUAAAGACCCUUCCAGAGUGGGAGAUGCCCAGAACCCACUGCUCAAUGGAGAAGACCUAACCACCAAGAUCAGCAAGGGAACUGGUGCAGCUAGUUUUGGUGAGUUUGGAAAGUCAGUAACGUACCAGAACCGGCGAACCACGAGCAGCUCCGACCGGGCCAUGCUCAACGCCUUUAAAGAGAUCAGCACCAUGGCAGAUCGCAUCAACCUUCCAAGAAACAUCAUAGACAGAACCAACAACUUAUUCAAGCAAGUGUAUGAACAGAAGAGUCUGAAGGGACGAGCCAACGAUACCAUUGCUUCGGCCUGUCUCUACAUCGCCUGCAGACAAGAUGGCGUAGCGAGAACUUUUAAAGAGAUCUGCGCCGUCUCUAGAAUCUCCAAGAAGGAGAUCGGUAGAUGCUUCAAGCUGAUCCUGAAGGCGCUGGAGACCAGCGUGGACCUAAUCACCGCGGGAGACUUCAUGUCCCGCUUCUGCUCAAACCUCGGGCUGCCCAAGCAUGUGCAGAUGGCGGCCACCCAGAUCGCCAGGGAGGCCGUGGAGCUGGACCUGGUGCCCGGCAGGAGCCCGAUCUCUGUGGCUGCGGCAGCUAUUUACAUGGCCUCCCAGGCCUCCGCAGAGAAGAAGACCCAGAAAGAAAUCAGAGAUAUCGCCGGGGUCGCACACGCCACAAUCAGACAGUCGUACCGACUCAUCUACCCGCGAGCUGCCGAACUUUUCCCUGCAGACUUCAAAUUCGACACGCCCGUGGACAAGCUGCCCCAGCUGUGAAGACUCUGCCCCAGCUGUGAAGACGCU
Molecule: messenger RNA, 1169 nt
Organism: Hippoglossus stenolepis (Pacific halibut)
Lineage: Eukaryota; Metazoa; Chordata; Actinopteri; Pleuronectiformes; Pleuronectidae
Product: transcription initiation factor IIB
Exons: 6
Coding region: 60-1142 (360 amino acids)
Biological process (GO): transcription preinitiation complex assembly; transcription initiation at RNA polymerase II promoter
Cellular component (GO): transcription preinitiation complex; nucleus
Molecular function (GO): RNA polymerase II general transcription initiation factor activity; TBP-class protein binding
Source: RefSeq, a predicted model, not a curated record